Sphaeroforma arctica JP610 is the source of this 241-nucleotide messenger RNA. Lineage: Eukaryota; Ichthyosporea; Ichthyophonida. The record is from the annotation of a RefSeq genome assembly.
AUGUUCCUCAUAUACCUACCAACUUCUGCAACCAAUCAGGUUUCACUGGAUGUGUCAUACAUGACGGACAUGGGUGAUGUGAGUACUACGAUUGCAGCUAACAGUGACCUUGCGUUGCCAUUGGAUACCAAAGUCUCCUCCACCAUUCGAGUGCGCCCAGACCUAAACCACCACUGGUGCGAAGCCUUAAACCUAGUACUACCUGAUGUGUUGGAUGUCACACGAGAUGAAGAGGGGAUGA